GCACUCACAAGCUUGAGGAACCCCAAAUAUCUCGUUGCAGCAUUUAGCAUGUAUUUUUUUUUUUGCUCUCCAAUCUAGCCAGCUAGUAGUGACACCUGAACGAUCUACUUGGCAUUUAUCGAGCUACAGAUUCUCUACAUAGUGCCAUUUAAUCAACUUAACCAAGACAGGAAGUCAGGAGCUGAUCGACAAAUUAAUAUGGAGAUUGCUGAAGAGCCGACUGGUCAAUUUUAAGCCCGAAAUGACUUGCUAGAGAUCGACGGAUCCGAUUCACUAUGCGUACAGAGGAUAUCAAGGCGGACACCAUUGACGUGGCCGUCGAAAGGAUUCUCGUUGAACUUGGGGCAGACACUACAAGCAGCAGAGAGAAUGCCAUUUACUUUGAUGGUUGGGAUGGUCUUGGGGCAUCUGCCGUCCUGCAAGCUGUAGCCAAACGCCUCGCCAUAUCAAAUGAGCCGUCGACGAGGCCCACAGGGCUGGAGUUUGAGAAAAUCAUCCACGUCGACUGCUCAAAGUGGGAGAGCACAAGAGCAAUGCAGAGGGAAAUUGCAAAGCGGCUGAAGCUUCCCAAGUGGGUGAUGGAGAUAUUUGACAAACAAGACGAGGAUGAUGAUUUCAAUGGGUUGGGCCAGGGCUCCCGAACUGUGAUAGCACAAGUUGUCAGAGAGAUCUAUCAAGCCACACAGAAUCGCAGAUUCUUGGUGAUUCUGCACAAUGGAAGCAAUGAUGUGAUUGAUGUAUAUAAAUUUGGUCUCUAUAUAUAUGGAUAUGCCAAUAGCAAGAUGCUGUGGACUUUUCAAGGGAGGUUUCGUCUUGACCCCAAGAUGAUUGACAAUGUGAAGAAGAGCACCUCAACUGAUGUUGUUCUUUCAGCUUCAAGAGAUCGACGAGAUCCGCAGGAGCUUUGGUCUUAUCUACUGCACCAUGAGGCUGCACAAGUUUCCUGCGGCUGCAAAAAGAAUGGCCACAGUAUCAUUGAUCCAGCAAUUGUUGUUGAGUGUGCCUUGUAUGUGCUGAAACAAUGCUGCAUCGGCUCUCCUAUUGUUGACUACGACUGGCCUGUCCACACCAGUAACUAUUGGGUAUGCGACAGGAUCAUUGCGCUGACCGACAUUGACAAAGCAUGGCAAGUUGGCGAUGUUCUGCAGCAUGAGGUGCGUCUGUUAGACAUUGACAAUCGGCAUAAUACCGGUGAGUCAACAAUAAUGCCUCCUUCUCACUUGGCAAGGUCUACUGAGCAUAUGCAGUACUGGAUUUCCACAUCAACGUGUGGAUUUGAGCUGAGCUCUUCUGGAGUUAUGCCUGAUGACAUGUUCCAGCACUCACACCUGCUCGGCGUGCUCAAGCUCUCGAGGUGUACCUUUAGCUUCUCAUCGCCUCCAUUCCUCUGUUGCCAUAGCCUGAGAUUCCUGUCACUUCUGCACUGCCAAGACCUCCGAACAAGAACAAGCAAUGCACAUCAUUACCACACAAAUUCAGACAAGGAGUUGGACAGCAGUACCACGAUGUUAUGGGAAUGCUUCCAAAGCUUUUGGGUGCUUGACUUACGCUACACAGAUUGGGAUCAGAUAUUGUCAGCACGGAUGAUGGAUCUCAUGACCCAGCUCAGGGAGCUAAACGUGAUGGGAGCCAAGAACUGGGACAUGAGCCAUUUACGGGGACGGCUGCGUAAAGUUCGCAAGCUCCGUGUAACAAAGUCCACGUGCUGCUUUAACAAUGACGUGUUCUCAGAGAUGGAGAUGUUGGAGCUUCUUGAUUUAUCGGGAAAUACCAUCACACGAGGCAUGACAAGCUUAUCUGGCGCUGCAAGAAACCGCAGCCUCCAGACUGUCAUUAUUGGUGGAAAUUAUGGGUUAAAAAUGAUCUCUUUUAGGGGCUGCAAAGAAUUGAAGAACCUAUUGCUGAAAGGAUAUUUCUCGAGCCUUGAAGAGUUGGACAUCUCGGGCACAAGUGUGAAAACCCUCGACCUUGGAGGAGUGGAUGCUACCUCACUCCCCGAGAGGAUCAUCUUGCUAGGCUGCGAGAAGCUCCGUGCAAUAUUGUGGCCACAACACAAAGAAAGCCAAGAAUGGUCUGGCAUGCUCCGUAUUGACACCACCUCGACAUCAGCACCAGCUGAUGGAAGGGGAGUGCCAAAGGCACAUCCACAUGCCGAUCAAUCUCUUGAGCAGCAGAAAGAAGAGAAGUUUAAGGGGUGGCAGAUUUCGCUUCCAGAUGCAAGGCUCCUUAGGUCACUUUAUCCCGCGAGAUAUAAAUCCUUAAGAGGCUGCCAUAUUGAUAUCUGCCAUGCUGCUACCCUUGUUGGUAGCAUGGUCCAAGGAGCAAGCGGUGACGAACAAGUGCAGGUCCAACCGUAUACACGUACCGUGGUGGACUCCAUGUACAGAGAUUUCCUGAAGUACCGCCCAGCUGAAGCAGUGACGGCAUGGGAGUGGGACUGCCCUAAGAUACCCCUGCCACCGGCACCGCUAAUGCGGAGGUUUCUCCAAGUGACAUGUAUCAUAAAGGUGAUCAUGCACGGGCAGGGGAACACACUUUUGGAGGAUGCGAAUACCAGUGCCUUAUUAUUGCCUGAUUUUAUAUGCAACGGGGUUUCAUCGUUGCAUGUGUAUGAUAACCCUUCCAUCACCAGUGUCCUUGCACCUCCCCAAAGAUCAGAAUGGACCCGUCUAAUAUGGUGCCGAGUGGAGAGGUGCCCCAAGUUACACGCAGUCUUCACUAUUCCCAUGGUCCGCCAAGGUAUGUUCUCUGAUAACGUUUCCACAGGCUUCCAAAGUCUGGAGACAUUCUGGGCGUCCCAGCUACUGACAGCACGCUAUAUCUGGGACUGGGACUGGACAAUGGCCACAACGCACAUUAAACACUCUGGUAACUUUGAAAGUCUGGUAUUCUUGCACCUAGACUAUUGCCCCAGGCUCAUACAUGUGCUCGUCUUGGCCACACCUUCGGUCACCUUGGGUGCACUGGAGACCCUCGAGAUAGUGCAAUGUGGUGAUCUCAGAGAGGUAUUCCCAUUGGGACCCGAGCUUCAAGAGCAGGAUAAAAUUAUAGAAUUUCCCAAGCUGAAGUACAUCCACCUGUGUGAGCUCCCCAAGCUGCAGAGCAUCUGUGGGCGUAGGAUGUCUUCCCCUAACCUCGAGGCCAUCAACAUCAGGGGCUGCUGGAGCCUCAGGCGUCUGCCGACUGUCGGAGACAACACCAAGCCCCCCAAGGUGGACUGCGAGAAGGAAUGGUGGGACAACCUGGAGUGGGGUUGCAUGGAGAACCACCACCCUUCCCGCUACGAGUCAAGCCACUCGUUGUACCACAAGGGUCAGCUGCCCAGACGCAGCGUACUCAGGUAAUCUGCCAUUUCCAUGAAUUGGUAUUCAGUUCCCCUCAACCUGCAACCAUAUGUCGGUCAUGCACAUCUACAGAACUGAAGCUUUCCUAUCGUGUGCGUUGCUGCCCCUGCGUCCUGUGUGACUGGUUUAUCUGUGGAUUCUCCGCGUAAGCAUUGUCUGCGUCUGCGCCAUAUUGGUGUCUUGGCGCAGCUUCCAGUUUGAUUUGAUUUGGUUUGGUUUGAUCAUAGUUGCUCGAUCCAUCAUGUGGUUGCUUAGAUGUUGGUACAAUCUUUCGAGCAAAUUAGAAAAAAAUAAGAAUGGACGUUCGGAUCAUGUAUCAUGAGCUCGGGAGUACUCAUGAUGCUGCCGGAGUGCUCCUUCUAUGUGUGGUGUGGUGGUGUUUGCUUGUUGUAGUACAAAUAGUCGGCCAUGGACUGAUUGUGUUGUAAGCAUAAAUUACAAUGUGUGUUGUUGUUUGCUACGGUAUUAAUUGACACUAUUGACUGACUGUAAUUCGUGAGAAUAAAUGAUGAUUUUGU
Molecule: messenger RNA, 3862 nt
Organism: Triticum aestivum (bread wheat)
Lineage: Eukaryota; Viridiplantae; Streptophyta; Magnoliopsida; Poales; Poaceae
Exons: 4
Coding region: 276-3344 (1022 amino acids)
Source: RefSeq, a predicted model, not a curated record